AUGGCUUCGAGCUCUACAGAAGGGGAAGAUCAAGAUGGUUCUUCUUGGUCUACUCCUUCCUCACCUCCUAUAGGUCCACUCGAACCUCAACCUCAGAGAGAUGUGAAAGCUCCAUCAGAACCUCUUUCUCACGAUCAUCAACCUAAUCUUUCUCAUCAAGAAACACCUCAUAAACAACUAUCCACUCACACCAAACCAGAAGUUCCUCAACAUCAUCAACCAUCACUUUCUAUUCCCCUUGAUCCUUUUAAUCCACCUUCGACAGAUACAUUUCCGCAAAAAGAACCUGAAAUAUCACCAGCAUUAACACAUACACCAAUCCCUUCCAUUUCUUCAUCAGCAUUAGUACUUGAUAAAUCUCUUCAUACAGCAUUAUCAAACUUCAUACAUCAUCUUAUCAAACCUCUAGCUCUUCAUUAUCCUCAUCAAACCCUUUUAUCACUACGAGAAAUCCUCACGCGUAUUCUAGCGGAAAGAUAUUCACCCACGUGGGAUGAAGCUCAUCCUGAUUUCGGAUCAGGAUUUAGGUCUUUAAUCUGUGAUGGGGAACAUGGUUUACCUCCACAAUUACGUGAGGCAGCCAAGGAGUGUGGAGUUGAAGAGAAAGUUUGGAAGAAAGCUUUGGCUUUGAGAUUGAAGAAAGGGAAAGGAGAGGAAGAAUUGGGGAAAGAAGAUUGGGAAGCUUGGUGUGAUCCUGGUUAUGUCGUUUGGAGAUAUGGAGGUUGGGAAUGGGAAGAUUCGGGUUAUGAACCUUUUAGAGUGAUAAAAGAACCCUUCCACGUUAUCUGGCAAGCCAUGCCUGCCGAAGCUUCAGUAUCCGUGACCCCAUCACAAGCACCGAUCGUUCAAACUUCUCGACCGAAUUAUGCCAUUCCCAUUCGUGCUCCCGAAACUCAAACACCAACACCUGUUAACGCAGAACGAUCAGGUAAUGCCAGUCGACCAUCAUCAUCUGAAGGAACUCGCAGUCCAUCUCCUUCUCCCAGGGGUGAUGUAUACACUUCCACAUCCAACAGCGAAAUCGACACCACCACCGGUCAAACCGAAAGAACAGGUCGUUCUCCCAGGUCUUUCGGAGGAAGAGGUAGUACUUCAUCAUCAACUUCAUCAGAAGCCAAUUCUUCAGCUCAAACUUUACUCACUCCUUCAAGUCGACCUUCUUCCGUUGAACCAUAUCGUUAUCUUCCUGCUGUCCAAGUCGGUUUAAAAGACAAGAAUCAACCUUUUACUCCACUUCCUCCUUCUUUCUCACAUGAGAAUGGUUCUCCUUCUCCCUCUCCCUUGAACCCAAAUAAUGGAGAAAACCAACAAACAAUCGACACGACAGAUGAUUUAACACCAACUGCCAAUUUACACAUUACACCUUUAUCUUCACACAACCCUAACACCAACUCCACAGGAGGUAAUGGUUCAGCGACAACACCAAUCAUCACCCCAUACGACGGAGGUAACGUUACAGUAUUAGGUGGUGGUGUUAAAUUAGGUGGUUCAACACCACGUUUCCCAAGUGGUGGUUCAUAUGAUAGAUCACGUUCACCAAGUAUUUCAUUAGCUUCUCGUACACUUCAUACCGCUUUAAGUCCUACCGGUCCUGGAUCACCAGGUCCAGGAAGAAGACAGAGGAGAAGAAGGAUAAUGCCUACUUUUCUUGGACAUUUAGGUCAACCUGGUAUCGGUGGACCUGUUUUAGGUAUGGGAAUGACUAUGAGUCCACCGAAUUUGAAUCAAAGUGUGAUGGGUAGGAUGAAUAUGCCUUCGGGGAUGGGGAAUAGAUAA
Molecule: messenger RNA, 1776 nt
Organism: Tremella mesenterica DSM 1558
Lineage: Eukaryota; Fungi; Basidiomycota; Tremellomycetes; Tremellales; Tremellaceae
Exons: 4
Coding region: 1-1776 (591 amino acids)
Biological process (GO): negative regulation of cell population proliferation; negative regulation of mitotic cell cycle
Cellular component (GO): nucleus; cytoplasm
Source: RefSeq, a predicted model, not a curated record